Hyaloscypha bicolor E is the source of this 365-nucleotide messenger RNA. RefSeq lists its product as uncharacterized. The transcript has 2 exons. NCBI's taxonomy places the organism in Eukaryota, Fungi, Ascomycota, Leotiomycetes, Helotiales, Hyaloscyphaceae. The coding region runs from base 104 to 325 and encodes 73 amino acids. The record is from RefSeq and is a predicted model, not a curated record.
CCCUCGGAGCGACGCUGCCAGCUACUAACGUGCCCCUAGGGAAGAACUCCUCACCUUCAACGAUGCGCAGAUCGCCGACGUCCUGGCCCUGUUCUACGACGGCAUGUUCGGCCACAAGGGCUUCGUCCACCUGAACGAGCUCAUCGAGGGAUACACGGCACCCCAACCCACCGGCAUCGAUCAAGGCAUGGCUCAGCGUUGCAAAAACCUGGCGGAUAAAUGUCGGCGAUUGGGUUCCUGUACUGCGCGACUUCCUUGUAGUUCUCGGCCAGAACUACAAGCACGAGACGGUCGAGCUGAAGAAGUUCUACCUCUACGUCGAUAACUACAAGCUCGUCAAGUUCAACAGUGAGCUUCGCCAAGCC